This is a messenger RNA of Anolis sagrei ordinatus, 5607 nucleotides long. It is a transcript of the gene PARD6B, whose product is annotated as par-6 family cell polarity regulator beta. Gene Ontology annotation, biological process: establishment or maintenance of cell polarity; regulation of cellular localization; centrosome cycle. The record is from RefSeq and is a predicted model, not a curated record. Gene Ontology annotation, cellular component: cell cortex; nucleus; apical plasma membrane. NCBI's taxonomy places the organism in Eukaryota, Metazoa, Chordata, Lepidosauria, Squamata, Anolidae. Gene Ontology annotation, molecular function: protein binding.
GGAGCUGCAGGUGCCAGGAGGCGGCGGCUAGAGCUGCUGCUGCUGCGGCGCUGCUCUCGGGCGGACCUUUCCCUUCCUCGGGAUCGGCGAAGAAGGAGCCCCAGCUUCCAGUCCGAGCGACCCUCGGGCGGCAUGAACCGGGUCCAGCGGGGAGGAGGCGGAGGAAGCCGCGGCCUCGGCCCCAUGGAAGUCAAGAGCAAGUUCGGUGCAGAAUAUAGACGAUUUUCUUUGGAAAGGUCCAAACCUGGCAAAUUUGACGAAUUCUAUGGAUUACUGCAACAUGUUCACAAAAUACCUAAUGUGGACGUCUUAGUUGGAUAUAUAGACAUUCAUGGGGAUCUCUUGCCGAUCAACAAUGAUGACAAUUAUCACAAAGCAGUGUCUACAGCAAAUCCUUUGCUUAGGAUCUUUAUUCAGAGAAAAGAGGAUGCAGACUACAGUGCCUUUGGGACAGAUACCAUGACAAGGAAGAAAAACGUCUUAACAAACGUGUUGCGUCCAGACAACCAUAGGAAAAAGCCGCACAUUGUGAUUAGCAUGCCACAAGACUUCAGACCAGUGUCUUCUAUUAUAGAUGUAGACAUACUCCCAGAAACCCAUCGCAGGGUGCGGCUAUACAAAUAUGGAACUGACAAGCCACUUGGAUUUUAUAUACGGGAUGGCUCUAGUGUCAGAGUAACAUCCCAUGGGCUAGAGAAAGUUCCAGGGAUUUUCAUAUCCAGGCUUGUUCCUGGAGGCCUGGCUCAGAGCACUGGUUUAUUGGCUGUCAACGAUGAAGUUCUGGAAGUGAAUGGUAUAGAAGUUUCAGGAAAAAGCCUUGAUCAGGUGACAGACAUGAUGAUUGCCAACAGCCGUAACUUGAUAAUUACUGUGCGACCAGCAAACCAGAGGAACAAUGUUGUUAGGAACAGCCGGACUUCUGGUAGCUCAGGACAGUCCACAGAUACCAGCCUUCCUAGUUACACUCCACAUACGGUGCAGACAUAUCAACCUGAAGAAGAGGAAGACAGUGAUGAAGAUGAUAUCAUUAUUGAAGACAACGGCGAGCCCCAACAAAUUCCAAAAGCUGCUCCUUCCAAUGAAAGCUUGGAAUCGCUAACACAAACUGAAACCCUUCAUGAAUCCAUACAAAAUGGCUUCAUUUCUUCCAGGGAAGCAAACUUGUAUUGUUCAACAAGCAGCAUUAACAUGGAGUUUCAAAACCAGGACUCAGAACAGAAGACCUUAGAAGAAGAUGGGACAAUCAUAACAUUGUGAAACUGCGUCGGUUUGUUGAGUUUCUGAAAUCAAGAGGCCAUAACUUCUUUUUAACUUGGCUGUAUUGAAAACAGUAUAGAUCUCAGAUUACUGUAUUCCAGUAGGUUUUUUAGAUCUCCAGAAUGAAGUUUUGAGUCACAUCUUUUGUUCCUUUUUGGUACAUAACUAAAUGAAUAAUACUGGAACAUGGAGUGGCUCUUAUUUCAUUGUCAGACAGGACAGCAUUGCGGUAACUUAAAAUUGUGCAGAUGCAUUUUUCCAGAGAUGUUUUUGAGAUGAACUGUACAUUGAUAGGUAAUGUCGCUUUUCAUGUUUUAUCGUCUUGGGAUUCGGCUGCAUGUGUUAUCAAUCAUGGAAUUGUAAAUUUGUCUUCAUGUGAGCAUACAGUAUUUCAGCACAAAAACAUUAAUGAAACAUAACUACAGCUAUUUUAUGCUAAUUAAAAUAUUUUUAAAUAAUUAAAAAUUGAUCCAUUUCCUUUUCUUAUAAAAUUUAAUUAAAUUUAUAAAAUUAGAAGGCGACUCUUGGACUUAAUGAUACACUGGAUAAUUCAGAAGAAUACCUGUGUUUUCGCUUUUUAAAAAAAUAACACUUUGCUGUAUUGUGAUUUACUACUGAUAAAAUCUCCACUGUAAAUUGUUUGAUCUACAAUGUGUGACUAUAUGUGUGUGUGCCCUUUAGUGAUAGGAAAUAGCAUCUUGAAUGUGUUGUCAUAGACUUUCGUGGCCAGAAUCACUGGGUUUCUGUGAGUUUUCCGGGCUGUUAUGGCAAUGUUUCUGAAGUAUUCGCUCCUGCCAUAGCAGAGCACUUGAUGAACCAACCUGGACACACCAUAUUAUUUGAGAACACAGAAAUGCUGGACCACUCUAACAACCAGCAUGUCAGGCUACACAGAGAAGCCAUUGAAAUCCACAAGCAGGUGGACAGUUUCAACAGAAAGGAAGAAACCAUGAAAUUGACCAAAAUCUGGCUACCAAUAUUAAAAAAACUCUAAAAUCAGGACAAUAAAUAAAGAGCAACACUCAAAAUACAAGGGAAUUCCAGACAGGAAACAAUCAGGACCAGCUAACACCUCCCAACAAAGGAUUCCCCCAGGCAGGAAACAGCAAGGCUAUUCAGUGCUAAUCAAGGUGGCCAAUUGCAACAUUCACACAUGCCCCAAACAGGCAAGAGUUCUUCUUCCCACCCUGGUCAUUCCACAGAUAUAUAAACCUCACUUGCCUAGUUUCCAAUACACCUCACAAUCUCUGAGGAUGCCUGCCAUAGAUGUGACCCAAAAGUCAAGAGAGAAUGCUUCUGCCACAUGGCCAUACAGCCUGGAAAACUCACCGUAAUGCAAUAUCUUGAAUGUUAUGCUGCAAUCCAGAAGAAUUGACAUCUGUAGAAUUUUUCAUUGUACUUCAGUGGGAAAAUUGCAGGGAUGGGAUCAGCACGUUGACAUUGAGACCUGCAAAAAUACAGGCAGGACCUAGUACAGAUCUUUGUUAUUCUUCUCUCCAUGUUUUUGUUGUUGUUGCUGCUUGAUGUAGCCACACAUUUAAUUUCCCACAAAGUCCCAUUCCAAUGCUUUGGGGUAAAUUGGAAGUGUGGUUCAUUUCAGCUUCCCAGAACUGCUGCUAUCACAGCCAAGACCACAAGGGCCCAUUCACAGAAGAUAUUUUUACCUUGAGCUCACUCUAUAGUGCUGGUUCCAUUGUACCCAUCAUGUGAGAGUCUACAAAUGUUAUUUAUUUUGUACUUCAACUGUACCCUUGGUUUACAGUGUCUAUUGUUGUUUAUGUCUGAAAUGGAAUUAUUUUCAAAGUGUAACAUUUGUAAACCUAAGGGCUACUUCAAAUGUUGGAUUUGGCUAUCAGGUAUCUUAUAAUUGGAAUUUGUAAUGAGGUAAAGAUGUAGUGGAAGAGUUCCAUCAAGACGUCAGGGUGUAUUCUCACAAAUCUGUGAGUUUUAUUAGGUUUGUUGAGUUGAUUUCCCUGUGACAGAAAGGUUAUAUAUAUAAAGCUUUCAGCUAAGGAUAUCUUUUAAUUUAUCUUUUGUGUAUAUGUUUAUACCAUUUUUUUCACGCAAUUAUGACUAAAGUGGAGUUCACUUGAUUGUCACACAAAUGGAGAUGACUGGUUGCACACCUUUUCAUCAUAGGAGUGUAUAUCUGGUACUACUAUGGAUCUAAAAUGUGUUGUACUUUAGAUAAGUUGUAAAAUGGAUUUUAUCAAACACAGAAGCAUGGGUACCAAAAUGUUAUUGAAAGGGUUGGAUGUUAAUUUAUUGUGGAGAUAUCUAGGUUUAGUAUGCUGCUUCAUUCAUUCACUUUGAUUUUUGGUACGUACUACAAUCAUAUGCAUGUUUUUGUAUAUAUUUCACUGCAGUUACCAACUUAAGGAAUUAUUUUAUUGUACUAUGCUUACAUUUUAUUCCAUAAGAUAAUAGUUUCAACCAGGGAGCUUGCAUAAGGAAAUGGAGUGUGUCCUUAUCCUAUAUAUUAGGCAUGGGGAAAUUUCAGCCCUCCAGGUGUUUUGGACUUCAACUCCCACAAUUCCUAACAGCCUCAGGCAUUUUCCUUUUCAUUCUCAGCCGCUUAAGCAUUUUAAUGUUUAUUUUUGCAUUUUACUGAUCUUAACAAGAGGUUUUUUAUGAUGUUUGUGUUAGUUGUUAUUACUUUCUGUUAUUGUCUUUCCACUUUUUGUAUUUUGUGUGUUUGCACCUUUGAGUGCUUUGUGAGCCUCCCCAAGUAUCUGGGAGAUGGUGGUGGGAGUAUAAAUAAAGUUUUUAAAAAUUAUUAUUAUUAUUAUUAUUUUAACUCUCUUCUUAUAGGCUCUGCUGACAGAUCACUGUAGACUAAUUCUGUAGCAGCAGUAUCCAAUCUUUGGUCCUCCAGGUGUUUUGGACUUCAACUCCUAGAAUUCCUGACCAUUGGACAAGCUAGCCAGGACUUCUGGGAGAUGGAGUCUCAAAUGUUGUAGGGCCAAAGGUUAGGCAUCACAGCUCUAUAGCAUUCUUCGUGCUGGUAGACAUAGAAGUCUUUUGAGUGCCUGAAGUUUGAUAAUUCACAUCUAGGCCUCUUGAUUGGCUUAAGUGGCUGAGGAGGAAAAGGAAGAGGCCUGUUAGAAAUUGUGGGAGUUGAAGUCCAAAAUACCAGGAGGGCUGAAAUUUGUGCAUGCUUACUAUACAUGCACACUUGUAGACAAUAAACUAAAGUUGUAUUGUUGAAGGCUUUCAUGGCCGGAAUCACUGGGUUGUUGUAGGUUUUUCGGGCUGUAUAGCCAUAUUCCGGAAGCAUUCUCUCCUGAUGUUUCGCCCCCAUCUCAGGCAUCCUCAGAGGUUGCGAGGACUUCGUAAUCUCUGAGGAUGCCUGCUACAGAUGCAGGUGAAACGUCAGGAAAUAAUGCUUCUGAAACAUGGCCGUACAGCCUGAAAAACCUACAACAACCCUAACUAAACUUGGUUUGAAACUAAUAAGAUUUAAAUUUUGGAAUUUGAAAAAAAUCAGUCAACAUUAGAGAUGGAGGGAAAUAAGCAAAAGGCUUCAUGUCUUUUGCUCUUGGAAUGACAGACUGCACUGCCUAUAAUUGCAGAAUAAUGCAGUUGCCGUGAUGACAGACUAUAACCUUGCUAUCACUACUGCGUUUUUACUGAGUCUUGUUCAAUCAGAUUGCUGAAACAUAAUAUUAAACAAUUAAUUUUAUAUAUAAAACAGUACUGGACUUCAGUGUAAUCAGACUGAUGUAAACUUUCAUAUACUACCUCUUAAACUUCAACCAUUAGCAUCUUAUGGGGUGGGGGGUGUUGUAUGCUGAAGGAAUACAUGAAGGCUUAAUGUGUAUACAUUUUUAAAACUGUAAAACCCAGAAUCUAAGUAAGGAAACUUAGGUUUUAUUGUGAGUUUUAAUAUUCUGUUGUAUGUUCUUCUUGUAUGUGUAAUAUACACAUUCCCAAUUUUUGAUUGAAGCAUAUAUUAUUAUGUGUGAACAAAUAAUGUGGGCUUCUUCAUCACAGAAUGAAAGUUCUCUUUACAACAAUGAGACGAUUGUAAACACCUCUAAAGCAAUUUGAGGAUGGACAAGCCUUUAAGUGCACCUUAUCUGAAAGAGCAAAAUAUGGCUACAACGGUACACUUUUUUGGAAUUAUUGUAUAAUUCCAGAUGAAGUCGAGCUGAACUGUGAAAUCAUUGUUCUUCCACCCUGACUUAGGAAGUUAUUGUCAUGUACUUUUGUGACUUUUCUAACUGAAAUCUUUAUGCAACAUGAUUUUUACAUGAACAUGUAUAAUAUGUCAAAAUGUCAGUAUUUUUCUUACCACUUCAAUGUGUGAUGUACAUCAAUACCACUAAAUGAACUUUGAUUUUACAAAAA